Messenger RNA from Hemicordylus capensis (graceful crag lizard), 2570 nucleotides. RefSeq lists its product as uncharacterized. Bases 279 to 1355 code for a protein of 358 amino acids. The record is from RefSeq and is a predicted model, not a curated record. NCBI's taxonomy places the organism in Eukaryota, Metazoa, Chordata, Lepidosauria, Squamata, Cordylidae. The transcript is spliced from 2 exons.
CAACCUUCUUUUAUUUGUUUGGUGGGUAGCAGGUGGGUGUUUGUGCUCAUCGGUGCCCUGGUGGGCCUGGCCUGGUUGAGAGUCAAAAGGCCUUUUCAAGCCUUCUCCUUGGGUGGGGGGCUCUGGUGCUUUCCUGGAUAGGAUUGAGUAUUGUUUUUGAUUCAGGACAAGGGCUUGGCUUUUGUUCUAUAUCCUUGCUACCUUCAUUCUGUGUGUGGUUGGCGCUUUUUUUUUUUUUUUCUCCAACCCCUUUUGGAAUCCCACUAUUUGGAGGCAGUAUGCCGGGGAAGGCCAAGGGCAAGAAAGGGGGGCGCCCUGUUAAGCAGCCCAAGAGGCCUGCUCCCCCGCAGUCCUCCUCGGAGGAGGAGGAUGAGGAGAUGACUCUGAUACGGGGGUUAAUUAAUAGGAUGGAAGCUUUAGAGAAAGCAAAAGCAGCCCCCUCCGACAAAGGUGCGGGUCCUUCAGGUGUGGGGGGGGUGCCUCCUCCUAAGGUCCCUCGGAGGACCAGGGGUUCUGUGAAAAGCCAGCUGCUAACUUCUCUCUCUAGUAGGCUGGCUGCGCUGGAAGAAGGGCUGAACCCUGCUGGACCGGGCCCUUCUGCUCCUGCGUUACCGCUUCCUGAACCUGAGUCUCCAGUUCCGGAGUCGCCUUCACCAUUGCUACCUCCGCCUGCGGCACCAGUUGUUCAGCCUCCAGUGGAUACGGCUACUCCUUUGGCCCAGGGUGCUGGCGGGGCGGCGGUCCCGGUCCGAGUCCUGAUGUGUGGCCAUUCGUUGGUCUUCUGGGCUUUCAAGCGGGCCAGCACCACCCGCUGGGGAUCCCAGUUGGGUUUAGGAAGCAAGGCUUCAGUUUAUUGGUUGGGCAUGAGGGGCAUGCUCUGGAAUCAGUUGCUUCCAGCAUUGAGGGAGCAUUUAGAUAGGUUUCCCAUUCCCGACAUCCUGGUUCUUCAUUUAGGGGAGAAUGAUUUGGGCCGGCGGCCUGGCCUCGCCAUCCUUCAGCAAGCCUCCUCGGAUUUGUCUAUUUUGCGCAGCUGGAUGCCUGGCGUGCGCAUAAUAUGGGUUAAUUGGCUCCAGCGCAGGGUGUGGCGGGGUGCUCAUUCUUGCCUUAGCUUGGAAAAGGCACGCAGGAAGAUUUCAGCCGCAAUAGGUAAAGUGGUUUUGGCGGCCGGGGGGUCUGUGGUGCGGCAGCCAGAUAUAGCUGCUCGCUUUCCCGAGUUAUUCCGCCCUGACGGGGUCCACCUGUCUGAGAAAGGUUGUGAUUUGUAUCUGCAUAAUAUCCGGGAAGUGCUUGCUGAAGGUUUGGAGGUGGUGGGGCAGGAAGGUCAAGCGAGGGCUAACCUUCCUGGGUGGCGGUAACAGUGCGGGCUGUGGGUAAGGAGGUCUAGAUUUCGGUGAGCACCCUUGGACAUUUUAAGGUGGAUUGGUCAAUUGCUUCCUUGUGGCCUGUGCGGCACGGGAAGAAUUACAUUGCCAAGAAACCUGCUUCAGGACUUCACCUACCUUUGGGCUGUGCGGUCCGGGGAGGUAAAGAUCUGAAGCUGUCCAGAUCCCCUCUUCUAAAAGGGGUGGUUGGCUUUGAAGGAAUUGGGCGGGAGCUACCUGCCUCUUUCCUGAGCCAGGGUGUGUCGCCCUUGCAGGCGAUGGGUAGGACGUUUUGAAUCCUAGCCCACGCCUAGGUGCCCGCACUGUUUUUAUGUUGGUGAUUAAUCACCUUGUUUCCAGUCCGCCACAAAUGUUGUUAUAUUAAUAAAGCGUGGCCCGUUUCUCCCAUUAAAAAAUGUCUCUGUGUCUUCUUGGGCUGGGGUCUGGGUACAAUCCCCCUCCCCUUGCCUCGUGCAAGUGUGAGGGUGUUUGUCCCAGCCCGGGACUCACAAGCCCAAGAAGAAGCCUGAUUGGUUGGCUGGCUCGUGGUGGGCGGGGCUUGCUGAGAGGCCGAGCGUUUCCCCGCUCUGGCCUCUCAGUCGGCUGUUUGUUUCCCCCUCCCUCCCUCCCUGUUGCAGAGCGGGUCUAGUGACUGGUCGCCUAUGGGCCGAGUAGGAAUUUUUUGCUCUCAACUUAUUGGCUGUUGUUGGGGUUUUUUUCGCCUACUCUGUUCUGCAGUCAGUUGGUAGUUAGGUUCUAGGUUGGCCACGUUGGCGGUAACAGUGCGGGCUGUGGGUAAGGAGGUCUAGAUUUCGGUGAGCACCCUUGGACAUUUUAAGGUGGAUUGGUCAAUUGCUUCCUUGUGGCCUGUGCGGCACGGGAAGAAUUACAUUGCCAAGAAACCUGCUUCAGGACUUCACCUACCUUUGGGCUGUGCGGUCCGGGGAGGUAAAGAUCUGAAGCUGUCCAGAUCCCCUCUUCUAAAAGGGGUGGUUGGCUUUGAAGGAAUUGGGCGGGAGCUACCUGCCUCUUUCCUGAGCCAGGGUGUGUCGCCCUUGCAGGCGAUGGGUAGGACGUUUUGAAUCCUAGCCCACGCCUAGGUGCCCGCACUGUUUUUAUGUUGGUGAUUAAUCACCUUGUUUCCAGUCCGCCACAAAUGUUGUUAUAUUAAUAAAGCGUGGCCCGUUUCUCCCAUUAAAAAAUGUCUCU